GGGAUCCGCUAGUUUCCUUUCCUUCCCUCCCUCAUUGUGUUUGCCAGGUCUUUCUGUAACUGACAUGGACCCGGCAGACCGCGAUCCACGGAAGCAAGACGUUAAAGCAAUCGUAGACAGAGGAAGCCGAGAUAGCAUCGAAUGGGGAGGGAGCAGCAUGGAGCGUCGAGGGAGGGAUGGGAAACGCGAAGCAGACGAGAGGAGCGGCAGGGAAGGUCGAGUCGGCGGAGAGAGGGGGACGCGGAUGAACGAGUACCACGGGGAGAGACGGAGCAGUGACGAGGCUAGGACUGAGAAUCGGCCAGAGCACCGGACCGAACAUCGGACAGAGCAUCGGCCAGAGCAUCGGAUGGAGCAUCGGGCAGAGCAUCGACAGGGACCGAUCCAGGAGCGAACGGUGGGCGAGAAAGGGGCAGCCGCGAGUUUAGCGUGCGAUUUGAAGAAUCAGGGAAAGCGAUCGCCUAGUCCCAUUCCCAUUCGCGGUCGGCUCGACGCUGCAGCUGCUGAUAGUGCAGGCGGCGACGGCUUAGCGCGAACCGAACCGCAUGCACGUGAUUCUACAGCUGCUGAUGCUACUGCGAGAGGUGCUUACAGCGAGCGGAUUGACGAGCUGGAGCGGGUUGCGCGGAAGCAGCGGAACGAGGCGCAGCAGCUGCAGGCGCAAGCGGAUGGCGCGCGGCAGCGGCUGGCGGAGACCGAAGCGGAGAUCGCGCGGCUCUGUGAUCUCGACGGCCGUCAACAGCAGGGGCAAGGGGGAAAGGCAGAGACUCGUGAAGGGUUGCGGCAGAGUUCAGAGAGGGGCAAGCCGGUGCUGGGUGAUGCUGAGGGGGGGACUGCCAAGGCCGACGAUGUUGAGACGAGCCUGCAGGGAGAGGAUAGGUGGGGCCGGCGCCGAGAGCCGACUCAGAGUGGAAAGGAUGGUGCUGCCGGCAACGAUGGUAGGGAGGUUCGGCAUAGCAGAGAUGGGAGCUAUGGCAGGGGUGAUGAUGGUCGGGAGGUUCGGGAUAGCAGGGAUGGGAGAUAUGGUAGGGGUGACGAUGGCAGGGAGGUUCGGCACAGCAGGGAUGGAAGCUAUGGCAGGGGUGACGAUGGUCGGGAGGUUCGGGAUAGCAGGGAUGGGAGAUAUGGUCGGGGUGACGAUGGCAGGGAGGUUCGGCACAGCAGGGAUGGAAGCUAUGGCAGGGGUGACGAUGGUCGGGAGGUUCGGGAUAGCAGGGAUGGGAGAUAUGGUCGGGGUGACGAUGGUAGGGAGGUUCGGCACAGCAGGGAUGGAAGCUAUGGUAGGGGUGACGUGGGUGGGCAUGGCAGGGGGGGGCGAGAAGAUGGUGGAAAUAGGGGCGGGGGUGGGGGAGGAGGUGAGGCUUAUGCGCGGAAGGGAAGAAGGGGAGAGGACGCAGUAGGUAGGGAUGGGGGUGGAGGUGAGAGUUGUGCCCAUAAGGGAAGGAGGGGAGAGGGGGAUGGGGAUGGGUAUUUAUGGGAUAAAGAUGAGAAUGGAGCUGGAGCGGGGAUGGAGAGGGAUGGGGUUGCAAGGGAUGGGGUUGCAAGGGAUGGGGUUGCAAGGGAUGGGGUUGCAAGGGAUGGGGUUGCAAGGGAUGGGGUUGCAAGGGAUGGGGUUGCAAGGGAUGGGGUUGCAAGGGAUGGGGUUGCAAGGGAUGGGGUUGCAAGGGAUGGGGUUGCAAGGGAUGGGGUUGCAAGGGAUGGGGUUGCAAGGGAUGGGGUUGCAAGGGAUGGGGUUGCAAGGGAUGAGGAUGAGAGCGUGAGGGCGAGGGAGGGACAGCAGCGGAAGAGGAGAAGAGAGGAGAGCGGCGAGCAGGAGGGACGGAGGAAGGGGCCUGCUGGAAGUAAAGAGUCAGCUAGGGAGUGGGGGGGAGAGGGGUGGCAGAGGCGGCGAGAGGAGAGCGGUGAGGACGUGGGAUGGGGGAAGACGGGUGCUGGAGGUGAAGAGGCACCCAGGGAGUGGCGCAAGGCAGGCGAGGGUGGGCAGAGGCGGCGAGAGGGGGGGGACGAAGAGGAGGGAAGAAGGAAGAUGCCCCUUGGAAGCGAAGAGUCGCCCAGGCAGCGGAGCAAGGCAGGAGAUGGCGGAAAGGAAAGCCUGUCUCCCAUUCCCAGGCGGUAUGCAGGCGCUGCAGCUGCUCCUGGUGCUGGUGCUGCUGCUGCUGCUGGUGCUGCUGCUGCUGCUGCUGCUGCUGCUGCUGAUGCUGGUGCUGGUGGUGGGGGUGGCAAGGAGGAUGACGAUCGCAGGGGUAGGAAUAGCGCCUCGCCUCUCCCUAGACGUGUCUUGGACGCGGGUGGCGCGGCGGGGAGAUAUGGUGGCGUGGAGGGCAGCAGCAGGAAGAGCGCCUCCCCCGUUCCUAAACGUGUCGUGGACGCGGACGGUGCGGGCAAUCGAGGUGGUGCGGGCAGUAGAGACGACGGCACGGAGAGGAAGGGGAGGCAGAACGCGUCCCCUCUCCCUAGGCGCGUCUUGGACGCGGGUAGUGGGGGCAGUCGAGGUGGGGGGGUGGGACGGGCUGACGGCGCGGAGAGCAGCGGGAGAAAGAAGGCGGAAGGGAGGGGUGGAGGGCAGGCGAGGCCGGCAGGGAUGUCGUAUGAUGACUUUCUACUGCAGGGCGCGGCGGGUGGUAGCGAGGGCGGGAAGGGGAAGGCUGGGAAGGAGCAGAGGGGGAAGGAAGAGAAGAAAACUGGUGGGCUCUUGCUUCCCAGAUUCUUCAUGUUUCACGUCUCGUUGUGCUGCUGCUACUCCACUCGUUGUGGUGCUGCUACUCCACUCGUUGUGCUACUGCUACUCCACUCGUUGUGCUGCUGCUACUCCACUCGUUGUGCUACUGCUACUCCACUCGUUGUGCUACUGCUACUCCACUCGUUGUGCUGCUGCUACUCCACUCGUUGUGCUGCUGCUACUCCACUUGUUGUGCUGCUGCUACUCCACUCGUUGUGCUGCUGCUACUCCACUCGUUGUGCUGCUGCUACUCCACUCGUUGUGCUGCUGCUACUCCACUCGUUGUGCUGCUGCUACUCCACUCGUUGUGCUGCUGCUACUCCACUCGUUGUGCUGCUGCUACUCCACUCGUUGUGCUGCUGCUACUCCACUCGUUGUGGUGCUGCUACUCCACUCGUUGUGCUGCUGCUACUCCAUCCCUUUGCCUCUGCCCUUGUCACAUUGCUAUCCAGCAAUCCGUGCAGUCCUGGCUCCAACUCCCCCCUCCCCGCCCCCCCACCCCAUUCCGUAAUUGCACCACUGCAGUCCACUGGCCGGUGGGUCCCGACCAAUCAGAGGAGCUGGUGCCGCUGGUGCGGUCAGAGAGCAGCCAGCAGCGGGCCUCCGCAUGGUUACCGCACCUGUUACCACCCACGUACAUCCCCAGCAACCACCGCCGCCGAUUGCGAUCGAUCGCUCUCAACCCCGCCAACCCCUCGCAGUGUGCUGUCAGGUGAGCUCUCAGGUGCUGAGACCCCUUUCUCUUGCUUGCGUGUGACUGUGUGUGGGUGCAUGAGAGUGUGUGUAUGUAUGUGCUUGCGUGCCUGUGUGUGCCUGUGCUUGCAUGUGCAUGUGCAUGUGCAUGUGCAUGUGCAUGUGCGAGUAUUGCUGCCAUCGUCUGCCCCCCACCCUGCCAGCUCUCUGGACGGCACGGUCAGCUUCUGGACCAUCAGCGCUAGCGGGCGCAACAUGAAUCGGCGGUUCACUGCGGACUGCUCUCCCUCCAAGCGCUGGCCGGAAGACAUUGCGUGGCACCCCUCGGGCUCGCACCUGCUGGCGGCGUUUGAGGCAGACGGCAAGGCGUGCCAGGUGGCCGCUGUGCGGAACACAGCCAAUGCCCCCUGUGUGCCCCUGCCCGCUCAUCCGCACCAGAAGGGCAUCAUCAACAGCAUCCGCUACCUGCCGUGGGCGGGUCCCACCUUUGUGUUCGCCACUGGGGGCAGCGACCACGGGGUGGUGCUGUGGCGGGAGGAGGGGGGAGAAGGGGGGAGUGGAGGGAACGAGGCUCAUCUUCCCAAGAUCACCCCAAAGUUGCUGCACGGCACGCGGCACACAGCAGGAGUGUAUGCCACCGAGGGACUACGAAGCCGCACAGUGGUGCUGUCGGUGGCGGCCGACAAGCGCAUUCUGGGUUGCGACGCGGAGAGGGGCGGGGCACAGCUUGUGUUCUCAGACAUGCUGGACUCGCGCCUCACUGACGUGCUCGCCAACCCCCUCGACUUCAACCUCUUCCUCGUGCAGUCAGGCACGCCAUGUGAGCAGCUGCGGCUGUAUGACUUCAGGGCGAAGCGCAAGCAGCUGCACAUAUUCGGGUGGGAGCAGUCGGCCUCCGACACCCAGUCCGCCCUCAUCUCCUCCUGCUGGGCGCCCAACGGGCUGCAGAUCAGUGUCGGGUCAGCCGACCCUAAGAUUCAUAUAUUCGAUGUGCGAUGGAUGGGUAUGAAGCCGGCUUUGACAGUGGAUGCGCAUGAUAAGCGAGUCUUCAAGGCCGCUUGGCAUCCUACCCAGCCGCUGUUGGUUUCUAUUGCUUCUGAUCUCAACAUUGGCCUCAACCCCAUUCGAGUGUGAUAUAUAGUCGAUAGAGGGUGCAUGCCUGAUUCCCGUGCUUGUGGCAUAGUUGUUUUUGUUAUCCAUGAUUUUGGGAAACGUGUAAGAAGGCAAUUCGUAUUUGUGCGUCAACUGGUUAUCGAAUCAAUAUAUUUUUCCAGG
Molecule: messenger RNA, 4687 nt
Organism: Closterium sp. NIES-67
Lineage: Eukaryota; Viridiplantae; Streptophyta; Zygnematophyceae; Desmidiales; Closteriaceae
Source: the annotation of a GenBank genome assembly